Molecule: messenger RNA, 1713 nt
Organism: Aspergillus nidulans FGSC A4
Lineage: Eukaryota; Fungi; Ascomycota; Eurotiomycetes; Eurotiales; Aspergillaceae
Exons: 2
Coding region: 299-1450 (383 amino acids)
Source: RefSeq, a predicted model, not a curated record
UCCCUCAGCUCAACUUGUGGCCUAUGCUUUACUACUGAAUGAGUGGUUCGACUACCAAGAUUGUGGCUAUGAUUUGAAUUCCGUCAUUUUCCUGUAUAUCUUCUACCUAUCUCUUCUCCUAUUUUCUUUUCCGUAUUCUUUUCGUACCCUUUUUUGCAAAUACUAUUUCAACGGCCCUGCCUUGUUAUUCUAUCUCCCAAUCGGGCAGCUGAGCAACACGUCUACCCGUCGACCCAAACCCAGCUGAGGGUCAGUCCUCACGAACUAUUUCUACGCCUUAUAUCGCACUAGAGUCGCCAUGGUGUCGUACAGGGCAUGGUCGUGCCCAGAAAGGAGUGCAGCGAGCUCUAGCUCCACCAACAGCGAUACCUCGGACCGGUCUAAAAGCACGGCUCCAACUAUUUACAGUGACCGGCCCAUGUCGAAGCGGCACGAAGAGGAAAUGGAUCUCUAUGAUGAUGAUGAAGACUUAGAUCCCAGGGACUCCGCGUCAACAUUCGAUUCAUCUACUUCGGCGGAUGAGAUUGACGAACCCCCGUUGUUCGAGGUGCCGGAUCGCCGGCGAGUUAUCUUCAGACCAGAUGUGAUCCCCUCGAAUUCGUCGAGUUUCGCCAAACUAUUUCCUUCCUGCCGAAGGCUCCUUAUUCGACAUGACGAUCAGACAGAUGACGGAAACAUGCAACUGCGGGUGGAUACAAGGGUUCCGCAUCGGGGAGGGUACCAGCAGGACGUAAUCCUUUUUCAUCUGCGCAUGUAUGACUUGUUUACCAGAAAGUUUUCUUUCCGUCGCUAUUGUCGGGAAUCUGGCCGCGAAGUCUGCCACUCAGAAAAGAGGGCAGCAUCAUCGAUAUUCGUCGCUCCAAUGCUUCAGCGCUCGUGGAGCAAUAUGCUGGCGAGUUUGCGACCUGGGUCUAGUGGACAUGGUCAUCACAAACGACGAGGGUCGGAACAGAGCGGAUUCUCUGAAGAUGGGGUUGCCAGUGGUCUUGUUCGGCCUGCUACACUCGCCGAUAGCAUCAUGCUAGAGUUUUCCAACUACGCCCACGUAGAGUUGAAGCGAAGAGGCGCUGGGAGGACGAAGCGAUACGAGUACGAGUACUGGGCCACGAAAUACCAAUGGCGACGUAAAUCGCGCAGAGAGGACGGGCUGCGCGAGGUAUCUUUCCAUCUCGUUGACAUGCGCACUUCCAAAAAGAUCGCCCACAUUGUCCCCGAGAUCUUAUCACCCCAGGAAGCGAUUGAGGAGGAGGCCAAGGGGGGCUGGAUCCCGCCUUCUUCAAUGUGGAUUAAUGAUGUGUCCACAUACAAGAACAUGCAAGACGUCGCCGAUGUCAUUGUAGCUACAGGUUUAGUCGUGCUCGUUGAUGAUUGUAUCCGUAGUCGAUGGCCUCAUGGGACAAGCACGCCACGCCACCAACACCUCGGCACCGACCAGGCACAGGCAGUCUGACGUGUAAGUAUAUCGGACUGUCCCGUGCUCGGCUUAACGACUUUUCUUGUCACGUUCAUGUACACGAGACUGUAUUACCUUUUUUUGACCCUCAUGACGAUCUGAGCGCUGGCUUCACACGCUAUGGUUGGGCUAUAUCGUUCACACAUUAUAGUUGGUCCAUGUAUGCCUGAAUGAAUGGGCACAACAUGUAUAUGAAUCUAGGUGUUGGCGGCAUCAGGCAGGGACUCGAGAGAUGAAAAUAGAAUCUGGCUGUAUAUUUG